AAAGUCACUACAUAAGACUCAAUGUAUAAGGAUUUGGACUCAAAAUGGCGUCGAAAAGUGUACAUAGUACGCACUUUUGUAACGUAUAUACACUUUAAGUGUCAUCUUCUAACCUGCAAUUGUGUGCAUCUUGAGAAGCGUUCGUGACAACAAACAAUAUCGAAAAAUAUGCCAGGUUGUUGUGUGGAAGGUUGCAGAAACCGAAGUGAGAAAGGUUUUCGUUUAUUUCGCAUUCCAACAGGCGCAAAGAACAGAAGACGUCAAGAAUGGCUAAAAUUAAUUGACAAAAAUACAUUGUCAGCAAAUGCUGCUAUUUGUGAGGUACACUUUGAUGAGAGUCAAUAUGAACAACGUCGACAAGAUGGAAAAAAACUGCUCCGCCCAAAUGCGAUACCUAAUUUAUUAAAGAAGCACAAAGAGAAAGAAAUGAAGGAAAAGAGAGAUAAAGCUAGAAAGGUUGAAAAGGCUAAAUAUUCCAAUCCUAUCCAGGAUUCGGAAUCUCAUGACUAUACUGAAACAAUCAAUGUUGAAGCAACUCAUACUGGAAUAACGCAUGCUGAAGCAACCAAUAUGGAGAUAUCAAGAGACACUGCAUCAAAUACAAUCAGUGAAAAAGAACAAAUUAAAUGCUUACAGAGAACGUUAAGAAAGACAUUGCGGAUGUGCAGUCAAUUAAAAAGAAAGUUGCAACGAAAAGAUAGAAAUUUUGAAAAAGUAUUUACAAAAGAUCAAAUAAAUUUUAUCGCAAAAAACACACAAAGAGGAACACCGUGGUCUAUCAAAACUAUUAACAAAGCGUUGAAAUUAUAUGUAGCCUGUGGACAAAAGGGCUAUGAAGAAAUGCGUCGACAAAAUUUGCCUUAUCCAAGCAUUCGGACUAUACAACAUCACAUACAAGGCUUGAAAUGUAAGCCAGGUAUUUUAGAAGAAUUCCUGCAUAUAUUAAAACUAAAAGUACAAACGUUCAACAGUGAAGAAAAGCAUGCAGUACUUCUCCUCGACGAAAUGUCAAUAAAACCUGGCUUACAAUACGAUCAUUCCAUUGCUUCAGUUGUGGGACGGCCAACAAUAAAACUAUCAGGUGGAUUUGACAGUUCUCAACAACAAGCAACUCAUGCUCUUGUUUUCAUGCUGUGCGGCAUUUCCUCAAAGUGGAAACAAACAAUAGCAUAUGAAUUUACAGCAAAUUCAUUUUGCUCACAAGAAAUAGUUCAAAUAAUUACAGCAAUUAUUCAAAAAGCAAAUGAUAUUGGCAUAAAAAUAAAAGCAGUCAUUUCCGAUAUGGGACCACAAAAUAGGAGUUGGUGGAGAAUCAUGAAUAUCACAGUUGGUAAACAUUCUAAAAUCAAUAAUUAUACUACACAUCCAUGCUCUAAUGAGGAAAAAUUAUUUAUUAUGCCAGAUUCAGUCCACGUGUAUAAAAACGUUGCGUGCUCGUUAACAGCAGGCAACAAAUUUUAUUUGGACGAUACACUUGUCAGACUAUAUAACUUACCACAUAACGAAAUAUCAAUGAAACCUAUUCGCGAAGUACAUAAUUUAGAAAAAAAUGAUUCAUUGAAGCUGUGUCCACAUCUAAAAGAAAACGCUAUUAAUCCGUCUCAUUUCGAUAAAAUGAAUGUCUCCUUAAGUAUAGCAUUAUUAAACAAUAAUGUUGCAGCAGCUAUUUCAUAUCACAUAGGCAAUGGACGUAUUGAAAAUAUACAUAAAACCACUGCCUGGUUUCUUACAAUUAUGUAUAAAUGGUUUAAAAUUAUGACCAGUCGAUAUAUAAAACUUGCAUUAUCACAUAUUGAUGAAAAUGUGUACAAAGAUAACAUAAUAUUUUUAAAAGAUUUUAUCAAGAUUAUUAAAGGAAUAACAGUCGGAGAUGGAAAAUGGAAACCAUUUCAAAGUGGCUUAAUACUUUGCACUCAAACUGCUCUUGAUUUGCAAGCUGAAUAUUUAGAGAAAGAAAACUUUAAGUUUUUAUUAUUAGGAAGAUUCACUCAAGAUGCCUUAGAGAAUCUAUUUUCUAUCAUCCGAGGAAGAAAAUCUGUUCCAGAUGCACGUGAAUUCAAAUAUACGUUAAGACUUGUUUGUCUAUCACAGUUUAAAGCUAAUAUUAAUCGUGGUAAUUACUCGACUGUUGAUUCAGAUCAUAUUAUUCAAUAUUGUAAGGAGAUAAAAAAUUGUGAUUUAAAAAAUACCUCUUCAGAAGUACAAUCCCAGCAGAGUAUUGAAGAUUUAUGGGAUACAGGAAUAUAUGAAUCAUUACUUGGAAAUGAGACAGAUUUAAGCGAUGUAAUCCAGACAGCUUUGUAUCAUUUAACAGGUGCAUUACUAUAUAAGAUUAAGAAAAAUUUUAAAGUGUGCGAUCAUUGUUUUAAUGCUGUUGUAACAAAUUGUGCAAACGAUUUGAAUAACAAUAUAUGUUCUUUCUCUAGACUUAGAGAGUAUAAGGAAAAUAUUUUAACAUUUCCAACUAUGGAUAUUUAUAACAUUAUAUAUAAAUGUGAGUUAUUAUUUAGGAAAAACGAAACCAAGCUAAUUUUAAAUGAAUUAAAAGUUAUACAGUUUGUGCAAAUGUUUUUACAACAAUAUCCUGCAAACUUUAUUCCAUCGUGCCACAACAUUAUUUAUAAACUUAUAAAAACAUUUGUUAUAGCACGCAUCCAUUUUUCCCUGAAAAAGAAAACUAUUAAUGAAAUAAAAACUGUUAACAGUAGUAGGAGUGUUGCUAUGAAAGCAUAUGUAAGCAAACCAAAGCAUAAUAAAUAAAAAUACUUAUUUCUAUAA
Messenger RNA from Vollenhovia emeryi, 2778 nucleotides. RefSeq lists its product as uncharacterized. NCBI's taxonomy places the organism in Eukaryota, Metazoa, Arthropoda, Insecta, Hymenoptera, Formicidae. The transcript is spliced from 4 exons. Gene Ontology annotation, molecular function: sequence-specific DNA binding. Bases 169 to 2760 code for a protein of 863 amino acids. The record is from RefSeq and is a predicted model, not a curated record.